AUCAACUCCACGCCAAAAUUAGUUUCAAAACGAAGCGUUCCAAAUAGUUGAUUUGCUCUUUGGUUUUUCAGUUUCCCUCCAAAACGAAUCGUUUUGUUUUGAAAAUUUCGAAUUGAAAAAAAGAAAAAAAUGGAGUCAGCGAAAACGACGACGAAGGGAGCGGGAGGAAGGAGAGGCGGAGAUAGGAAGAAGGCGGUGUCGAAGUCGACUAAGGCGGGGCUCCAGUUCCCGGUGGGUCGGAUCGGUCGGUUUUUGAAAAAGGGUCGUUAUGCUCAGAGAACCGGUGUCGGGGCUCCGGUUUACCUCGCCGCUGUUCUUGAAUAUCUCGCCGCUGAGGUGCUGGAGCUGGCAGGAAACGCGGCACGUGACAACAAGAAGACAAGGAUCAACCCGCGGCACGUGCUGCUCGCCGUGAGGAACGACGAGGAGCUCGGAAAGCUCCUCCAGGGCGUGACCAUUGCAAGCGGUGGUGUUCUUCCCAACAUCAACCCAGUUCUGCUGCCAAAGAAGAACGCUUCUACUGAAGCUGGCGAGAAGACCCCCAAGGCAGCCAAGUCACCCAAAAAGGCCUAGAGGCUCGUGAAAAUUUCCCACAUAAUGAAAUAGAAAUGUAGUUGCUUUGCUUUUGUUGAUGUAUAAUGAUCUCAAUCUUUGAGAUCCUUUUGGUUUUUGUUGGUUUAGGUUCUACUAGUAGUUGUGGGUAUUUUUCAAUUUGUAGUUAUUUGGUGAAUAUUUUGUAGUUGGGUAUAUUUUGAAGUAUUUAAUGGAAAAAUCUUCUCUGUUCUAGUUCCAA
Messenger RNA from Quercus lobata, 793 nucleotides. Its product is annotated as histone H2A.1-like. Gene Ontology annotation, cellular component: nucleosome. Gene Ontology annotation, molecular function: DNA binding; protein heterodimerization activity; structural constituent of chromatin. The record is from RefSeq and is a predicted model, not a curated record. The transcript has 2 exons. The coding region runs from base 130 to 573 and encodes 147 amino acids. Lineage: Eukaryota; Viridiplantae; Streptophyta; Magnoliopsida; Fagales; Fagaceae.